Antechinus flavipes (yellow-footed antechinus) is the source of this 9059-nucleotide messenger RNA. It is a transcript of the gene H6PD, whose product is annotated as hexose-6-phosphate dehydrogenase/glucose 1-dehydrogenase. The record is from RefSeq and is a predicted model, not a curated record. The transcript is spliced from 5 exons. Gene Ontology annotation, molecular function: NADP binding; 6-phosphogluconolactonase activity; glucose-6-phosphate dehydrogenase activity. Gene Ontology annotation, biological process: pentose-phosphate shunt, oxidative branch; pentose-phosphate shunt; glucose metabolic process. Gene Ontology annotation, cellular component: endoplasmic reticulum. The coding region runs from base 114 to 2486 and encodes 790 amino acids. Lineage: Eukaryota; Metazoa; Chordata; Mammalia; Dasyuromorphia; Dasyuridae.
GCUGAGGAGAGGAGAGCCGAACUCCAUUGGAAGCUUCUGGAGGGGCCAGCACCCCCACAGACCCUUGGGGAGCCUGGCAGUCCUCAUUUUUGCAAAGGGCUCUGGGUCUCGCCAUGCUGAGCAUCGUCAUCUGCGCCGCCUGCAUCCUGGGGUCUGUCUUAGCCCAGGAGCCCCCGGGCCACGUCUCCAUCAUCCUCCUGGGAGCCACGGGGGACCUGGCCAAGAAGUACCUGUGGCAGGGGCUGUUCCAGCUCUACCUGGACGAGGCCGGCAACGGCCACAGCUUUAGCUUCCAUGGGGCGGCCCUGACUCGGCCCGAGCAGGGCCAGCGGCUCAUGGCCCAGGCUCUGGAGCGUCUCUCCUGCCCCCGCGAUGUGCAGCCCGAGCGCUGCGCCCAGCUCAGGGAGCAGUUCCUGCGGCUGAGCCGCUACUGGCAGCUGCAGACGGCGGAGGACUACGUGGCCCUGAGGGAGGACAUCGAGACCCGGCUGCGGCAGGAGGGGCUUCGAGAGGCCGGGAGGAUCUUCUACUUUUCCGUACCUGCCUUUGCCUAUGCGGAAAUCGCCCAGCAUAUCAACAGCAGCUGCCGGCCGGGCCCGGGAGCCUGGCUGCGCGUGGUCCUCGAGAAGCCCUUCGGACACGACCGCCGCUCGGCCCAGGAGCUCUCCAAGGAGCUCGGGACCUUCUUCCGAGAGGAGGAGAUGUAUCGCGUGGACCACUACCUCGGCAAGCAGACAGUGGCGCAGAUCCUGCCCUUCCGAGACCGGAACUGGAAAGCCCUGGAUCGACUGUGGAGCCGGCACCACGUGGACAGGGUGGAGAUUGUCAUGAAGGAGACGGUGGACGCCGAGGGCCGCAUCAGCUUUUAUGAAGAAUACGGAGUGAUCCGGGACGUCAUCCAGAACCACCUGACGGAGAUCCUGAUGUACGUGGCCAUGGAGCUGCCCCGGAACCUCAGCGACCCAGAGGAGCUGCUCCGCCACAAGCUGCAGACCUUCCGGGCCCUUCGGAGCCUGGAAAAGGGGAGCGCCGUCCUGGGCCAGUACCAGGCGUACGGUGGGCAGGUCCAGAAGGAGCUGCAGAAGCCUGCCGGCUAUGUGAGCCUGACACCGACCUUCGCAGGAGUCCUCCUUCAAAUCGACAACCUGCGCUGGGAGGGCGUCCCCUUCAUCCUGAUGUCUGGUAAAGCCCUGGACGAGAGGGUGGGCUACGUCCGGAUCGUAUUCAAAAACCGGGUGUACUGUACCCAGAGCGAGAGCCACCGGGAUUCUGGGAAGAGCCAGUGCCAGCCCAGACAGAUCGUUUUCUAUAUCGGGCACGGGGUGCUGGGCGGCCCCGCGGUGCUGGUCAGCAGGAACCUGUUUAAGCCCUCCCUGCCCCCUGGGAGCUGGCAGGAGAUCCAGGAGAUGCCCGACCUUCACCUCUUUGGACAGCAGCUGGCUGAUUUCCAUGCCUACCGCCCCCGCCAGGAGAGGGACGCCUACUCCAUUCUGAUCUCCCACAUCUUCCACCGGCGGAAGAAUUCCUUCAUCACCACGGAGAACCUGCUGGCCUCCUGGGACGUGUGGACCCCGCUGCUGGACAGCAUCGCCCAGGAGGUGCCCCGGCUGUACCCUGGGGGAGCCGGCAAUCAGCACCUGCUGGAUUUUGAGCAGGAGGGCAGCCAGGUGGUCUUUGUGCAGCGGGAGGUGGAACAGCUGGUGUCCGGCCCCGGCCCGGGCCCAGUGCCUGGAGAUUUCAGCAUCCUCAGGUCCAAGUACCGCAACAGCUCCCUUGUCUCAGCCUGGCCCGAGGAGCUGAUCGCCCGGUUGGCGUCCGACAUCGAGGCGGCCGCUGAGCGGGCCGUGAGACAUCGCGGGGAGUUCCACCUGGCCCUCUCGGGGGGCGCCAGCCCCGUGGCCCUCUUUCAGAGGCUGGCCACGAGACACUACAGCUUCCCAUGGGGCCACACUCACCUGUGGCUGGUGGAUGAGCGCUGUGUCCCGUUGACCGACCCCGAGUCCAACUUCCAGGGUCUGCACGUCCACCUGCUCCAGCACAUCCGCGUGCCUUACUGCAACAUCCACCCCAUGCCCGUCCACCUGCACCGCAGGCUGUGUGUGGAGGAGGACCAGGGCGCCGAGCUCUACGCCAAGGAGAUCUCGGCCCUUGUGAGCAACAGCAGCUUUGACCUGGUGCUUCUGGGCGUCGGCACCGACGGGCACACGGCCUCGCUCUUCCCUCACUCGCCCGCUGGCCUGGAAGGGGACAAGCUGGUGGUGCUCACCGAGAGCCCUGCCAAGCCCCACCAGCGCAUGAGCCUCAGCCUCCCCCUCAUUAACCGGGCCAAAAAGGUGGCCGUCCUCGUGAUGGGCAAAAGGAAGAGGGACAUCGCCCAUCUGGUGAGCCGGGUGGGCCACGAGCCCCAGAAGUGGCCCAUCUCCGGGGUCCUCCCUUCCUCUGGCCAGCUCAUCUGGUACAUGGACUACGAUGCCUUUCUGGGCUGAUGGUGCUCAUGGGCUCACCUGCCCUCCCAUCGUCCCCACUCACCAAAGAACUUGGUGCUCAAUGGCCAUACAUUCCGACAGCCCCCGAAGGGUGGGGAGAGGAGCGGGUAAUAGCUAUGGAUUGGAUGAGAUGAGGAGUAAUCCAAAAAAAAAAAAAAAAAAAGCUGGAUUUAAAGUCAGGAUCCGAGUUCAAAUCCCAGCACUGAUCUACUAACUGUGUGACCUUGAAGAAAUCAUUAAUCUACUCUGGUCUCGGUUUCCUCAUGUGUAAAUGAGGGGGUUGGAUUAAUUGAUCUCUCAAGUGCCCUCCAGCUUAAAUCUGUGAUGUGUAACUACUGUGGUCCCUUCCAACUCUGAGAUUCUGUGAUACUGUGAUUCAAAGGGUUAAUUCAAUGACUACUAUGAAGAGGAAAGUACCCAGAACUUCUAGGACCAUUCCUUCUGUACCUCAAAGGAACUUUUCUUCUCUUUGGGGAGAGAAGAUGCCUUAUAUGAAAAGAAUGAACUGCCACAUCCAGAAGUGCCGGGAUAAUGUGGUGCCAACUGAGCCAGCGGGAUGCCAAGGAAGGUGGUGAAUAGAUGGGAUGGGCUAAUCAGGGGUGGCUUCCUGGAGGAGGUGAGUUUUUGACAUUGGCCUUGGGAAAACUGAUAGGGAAGAGUCAGGGGAAGAUGCUAAGACCAAGAAAUGGUGAAAAUCAGAACCCAGAAAUGAACUCUUUGUCCCUGGGAAGGGGGCACUUAAGUCCUUUGCCUUGACUAGAGCAGAAUUCUUACUGUGAAAUGCUGAAACAGGGAUGGAGAAAGAUGGGAGGCCGCUGGUGGUCAGCCAGACAUUAUCUUCUGUUUCCAUAGAUCUUUCAAUGUCUACAAAGUACUUUACAGGAGCCUUGUGAAAUAGGUGCUAUUUUUAUUCCCAUUUUACAGACAAAGAAACUGAGACUUACUAGUUGAGUAACUAGUAAGUGUCUCAAGCUAGUUAGGUCCAAGCAGUUUAAGCUCCACCCCAUGGCCAAGAGAAAUGAACACCAGGCUCAAAAACUAGUAAUUAAUGCUAUAAGCCAUGUCUUUCCAGUAGCUCCAUUCUAGCAGCCAGGAGCUUUUGGCGUGGGUGGUCUCCCUCUGAUCUGAAAGGAGCAGCCAUGUUCCUUUCUGCCUUAACCUAGAUCACCUGGAGCAGGGGAAGACUGUGGGACAACAGCUGGACCACCGGCUUUCACUCAACCUUGCGAUAUCACUCUCUAAGUGCCUCCUCCUAGCGAAUAUGUCCAUUUGUGGGUGUGGGGGACGGUCCGGGAUCCUCCUAACAGACCAGAAAUUCUGGACUGUGGUUUCAUAAAAUCUCAGGAUUGUCUCCAGUCGUCUCCCAGAGAAUCUAAACAUUUUUUAAACAACUUUUUAAUCCUCUUUUCUUCACAUAGAGGGAAUGUGCCAUAAUAGGUAGAUUUUCAGUCAACAAGCAUAGACGCACACCAAGAGAGAGAGGGGAAUAAUAAUGUAUCCUAUGUAUAUACACAAAUGUGAAUCAUAACUAUAAAAUGUUUUGUUUGCCGUAUCAUCCAAACGUGAACGUAUAUGUAUAUAUGCAUGUGUGUACAUCUAUACCCACAUAUUUCUAUAUACAUCUAUCUAUAUAUACAUUAUGUGUAUAUACAUACUCAUGCAUCUAUAGAGAGAGGUAUAUGUAGCUUUCUAUUUGUAUGCAUGUGUGUGUAAAUACACACACACACACACACAUAUGGGUAUAUACAGAUCCACAUGCACAUCUCCAUAUACAUACAUUUAGCAUUCCUUCCUGAGCAUUAUAAGACCAGAAAAGCUCUGAAAUAGCCGGGGGAGAGAAUCUCAUUAUACACAGUCACACGUAAUACAGCCCUUUUGGGGAGAGGAGCCCUGGGGAUGAUGUCACAGCCAAAUUAAUAGUUGAUAAUGUUUGUACUUCCAUCCAGGCUAAUUAUGCAUAGGCCCUUGAUUAAGGCACGAAAGAGUUGGCCGAGACAGGUAUACUGGUGUGAUAAAUGGCUUCUUCUUUUUGGAAUUCCCCACCCACCCUUCUCCAGUGGACCCAAUUAGAUCAGACUCUCUUAUUUCAAAUCCACAGAUGAAUAAUAGCCUUGACACGGGAUCUCAGCUUCUAAGUUUGCUAAUUGUUCUUCCCUGUUCUGUUCUGUGCUUUUCAGUUUUAGCUAGCUGGGAUAUGAAGGAGAUCAGAUAAUCUUUUGUUGUUGUUAUAGACUUUAUUUAAAAUAGCCUUAGUGAGGAAAAAUCUUAUUAAUUUUCAAGAUACAUGAAUGGUUUUCAACAUUCACCCUUGCAAAAUCUUGUGUUCCAAUAUUUUUCUCCCUUCUUUCCCUCCAUCCUCUCUCUUAGACAUCCAGAUAUAUGUUAAACAUGCACAAUUCUUCUGUACAUAUUUCCACAAAUGUCAUGCUGCACAAGAAAAAUCAGAUCAAAAAAGAUAUCUCCAUUACAAUCUAUUGGAAUUGGCCAUUGUUGAAGGGAGCCACGUCCAACAAAAUUGAUCAUCAGAUAAUCUCGUUGUUUCUGUGUUCGAUGAUCUCUUGGUCCUGCUCAUUUCACUCAGCAUCAGUUCAUGUCAGUCUCUCCAGGCCUCUAAAAUCCUGCUGAUCAUUCCUUAUAGAGCAAUAAUAUUCCAUAGCCUUCAUAUACCAUCACUUUAUUCAGCCAGUUUCCAGUGAGGGUUAGAUACUCUUAAAACUUCCUUCGGGCCUCAGUGUUCUAGGAUGCUGGGAUUGCAGGCGCAGCCCCUCAGAUCUGGAAGUCCCUCCAGGCCUACAGCUGAAUAGGAGGACCCUUUGAAGGCUGCCCUUCCUUCCACUUUGAGACAGUCCUCAAUAGGAUUUUUUUUCAAUGUCAAUUUCUGUAGUGACCACUUGGUGGCAUUAGUGCCCCACAACUUAUUUUCAGAUUUUUCAGCUGCAAUCUGAGGCUGUGAAUGUGGCUCACACUCUGUCCCAUUGCACAGGUGGGUGCAUUCCCAGAGACCACCUAUUUGGGGUCAGAAGUAACUCGGGGGUCAUUGGGUCUAAUCUGCCCAUUUUUCAGAUCAAGAAACUGAGGCCCCUAGGAGGUGAGAUCAGGUAGUGAGCGGUCCAAAUCUAGAGUUCCUUUGUCCAGGGCUGCUUUUUCUUUCCCCAUUGGGGGAAACCAGUUUGUUCAGGCCCCUUGGCCUGGAGCAGGCGUAGUAUGGUCCAGAAUUCCUUUCUGAGCAUUGCGACACCAGAGAAAUGCCCGGGAGAGAGAGCCCAGGCUCAGGGGUGAGCUUGCCAUUGAUGUCAGCAUGUCAAAUGGCUCGUGAGUCACUACGAAUGGAGCCCAACCUCUCAUUGUCCCAUUCUCAUUCAGCCAUAGACUUUCUUGUCUUCUCAUGAUGUCAGAGGUUAUGUAUUGUAAGUCUGUGGGGAGAGGGGGAGAAUAAAAAAAAACCCAAACUCUCUGUAUGCUUUUUUCCUGGAACUGAGCAGCUUUAGACUUCCAAGUAGAAACUUCUUUGAAGGAAACUCUUUCUGCCACAUGUGACCACUUCUCUGUGCCUCUAUUUCCUUAUCCAUAAAAAUGAGGGAGUUGGAGUUAACAUAGGAAGGACCCUUUUUGUUUUUAUUAAUUGCAUCUCUAGUGCUUAGCAUGGUACCUGGCAUAUAGUAGGUGCUUAAUAAAAGCUUAUUGGAUUGGCUUGACAUUGGGCACGUUUCCUCAUCAAGAAAGUCAAGGGGCCUGGGAUCUUGCUUCUGGGACCUUGGGGGAUCCCAACCCCUCUCUGGGGUUCCUUCCUUAUCUGUAAAAUGAGGGAGGGGCAGCUAGGUGGUGCAGUCGAUAGAACACCAGCCCUAAAGUCAGGUGGAGCUGAGUUCAAAUUUGACCUCAGAUACUUAAGACUUCCCAGCUGUGUGACCCUGGGCAAGUCACUUAACCCCAAUUGCCUCAGCAAAUAAAUAAAUAAAAUGUAGGGCUUCACAGAUACAGGGAAAGAAGGCAGACCCCCUCAAGGCCACACAGAUAGAUCUGAACCCAGAGUUUCCGCCUCUGGUAUAUAACACUGUGUCUCUGGGCCUGUCUUGGUAGAGGAAAUUACUUCACCAUGAGCAUCUCACUUUAAUGAAAUCACAGAGAGACAGAGACACACAGAGACACAGAGACAGAGAAAAGGAGAGAGAGAAAAAGAGAUAGAGACAGAGACACAGAGAGAGAGAGAGGGACAGGGAGAGGCAGAGAGACACAGAUAAAGAGACAAAGUGAUAGAGAAAAACAAAGAAAGACACACACACACACACACACACACAGAAACAGACAGCAACAGAGAUUGAGAGAGAUAGAGUGAGAGAAACUGGAAUGGUUUAGACCAGCACUUCUUAAAUUUUUUCCAUUUAAAAUCCCUUUUUGCUGAAGAAAUGUUUAUGUGAUCCCAGGUUUAUAGAUAUAUAAAAUAAUAUCAAAUCAAACAUUUACUAUAAUAAAUUAUAAUUUCAUGACCCCCACAUUCAAUUAUGCACCUAUAUGGGACUGAGAAGCACAAUUUAAGAAGCUUUGGAGAGACCGCUAGAUGGUUCAGUGGACAGAGCACCGGUCCUGAAGUCCAGAGGACCUGAGUUCAAAUCCAGACUCAGACACGUAACACUUCCUGGCUGUGUAACCCUGGGCAAGACACUUAACCCCAAUUGCCUCUCAAAAAAAACAAAAACAAAAACAAAACAGUUUUGGAUUAGACUAGCUCUAAGGUUCCAUAACUAGACGACCAAUAAGGUCCCUUUUUGCCAGAAAUCCUACGUUUUUGCUUUUAAUUUUCACAAUUUACAUCUCUCUCCUUUUCCUUUCUCACUCCUGAGUUAAAAUAAAAUCCAAACUGAGGGGAAGCAGAGGAAGGGAAGGGGAGGGGGGGGGCACGGUGGAUUAGUUGACCUCUGAGAUCCCUUCCAGUUAAAGUCCAGGAUCCAUCCAAUAGAAUGGAAGCUCCUUGAGGGCAAGGUUUGUGUCACCCCCCUGUGCCUAGCAGAGUUCCUGAAUCUGAAUUCUGCCCAAAUCUAUGUCCUGUCAGAAAACAAAUGGAGAAUCUGUUUCCAGACCUCCGCCACCUCCUGACUGGGGUGAAUGAUUAGCACUUGUAAUUGUAGCUGAGCCAGAUUACCAUUGGCUGCCAUGUGGCAAGAACAGAGGGACUUUCCAGACUGUUGCAAGCUGCGUUCUGAUUUUGGGUCUGGAGUAGAUUCCUAAGUGACCACAAAUGGCAAUUUAUGGAGACUCACAUGGGUGCGAUAGCAUUGGAGCCAGAUGGAGGUAGAUAUGGUAAAGCUCUUCAAAACUCAGCUUUUUCUGUUCGGUCUUUGAAUUCUCUGUACUUGGCACAUAGGAGAUACUUACUCAAAUGCUUGUUGAUUGACUAAUCAUGGACUCCUAGUGUCUGGGUCAGUUAGGGAGGCAGUCAGCCAACUAGCAUUUAAGUGUCUACUGUAUGACAGAUACUAUGCUAAAUAGUGGAUUUCUUUUUUUUUUUUCACUUUUUUAAAAAAAAUAAUAUUUUAUUUUUCCAAAUACAUGCAAAGAUAGUUUUCAAUAUUCACCUUUGCAAAACCUUCUGUUCCAAUUUUUUCUCCCUCUCUCCUCCCUUCCUUCUCCCCAAGACAGCAAGCCAUCCAGUAUAGGUUAAAUAUGUGCAAUUCUUCUAAACAUAUUUCUAUAUUCAUUAUGCUGUACAAAAAAAAAAUCAGAUCAAAAGGGGAAAAAAUAGGAGAAAGAAACAAAACAACAAAAAAGGUGAAAAUACUCUGCUUUGAUCCACAUUCAGUAUCCACAAUUCUCUCUCUGGAUGCAGAUGGUACUUUCCAUCCCAAGUCUAUCAGAAUUACCUUUAAUCAUCUCAUUGCUGAAAAGAACCAAUUCCAUCACAGUUGAUCAUAAGUGAUGGAUUUCUAAGGAAAGGGACUAACUUUCCCUACCUAUGAGGAGCUCAUGGCCUAGUUAACGAGAGGAAUAAUAUGCAAACAACUACCUACAAACAACAUGAAAACAGGAAAUAUUAGAAACAAUCAGCAGAGGAAAGGCAUGAAAAUCAAUAGGAAUUAGGGAAGACUUCCUAUAGAAGGUAGAAUAACAUUCCCUUCUUUUUUUUUUUCUCCAUUAUUGAGGCUCUCCCAAAAUAACCAGUCCCUGAAUCUCAGAUCUCAUCUAGUCCAGGUGAUGCUCAAAGAAUACCUGUUCUGAUGUUGCCAAUCAGUCAUAUUUUUUCCAAUUACGUGUAAUUUUUAGCAUUCAUUUUUGUAAGGUUUUGAGUUCCAAUUUUUUUCUCCUUCCCUCCCUUGCCUCCCUCCUCCUCGAGACAGCACGCAGUCUGAUAUAGUUUAUACAUUAACAUCCCCUUCUGCUCUAAAUCUGUGAUCCUAUGUAAGUUUAAACCAACUAGUAGACAAAUAUAUAAAGGGGAAAACGAUUGCAUAUGCUACCUUAAGAUGGUAACCCAUUGGAAUGGAAAUAGCAGGGUACAUAAUGGAAGUAUUACCUUUAUGUUUUCCCGGCACAGUGCCUGGUUCAUGGUUAAACUACUUAAUAAAUGCUUGUUAAUGA